UGUGUCUGAGAAGUGGCACCCUGCCCGCCUCCUCAGCGCUGUCACAGGCCUCCGCCGGCCCAUUCAUGAAGCUAUCGGCCGUGCGGAGGCUCGCGCUUGCCGGAUCGCUCAGCGCCAGCGUCGCGCUCGGACUGCAGCUGCAGCACGGCCGCGACGCGCGGCCGUUCGGAGCUAGCGUCGCCUUUGCGCAGCCACGGGCUGCUGGCGUGGCCAUGCUGGCCUCGCCCGCCGAAGGUCGGGCGCGGCUGAUCGACGGCAAGGCCAUCGCGGCCGCCGUGCGGCGCGACAUCAAGGCGAGCUCCGACGAGCUCAAGGCGGCGCAUGGCACGACGCCGGGCCUCGCCGUCGUGCUGGUGGGCAACCGGACCGACUCGGCGACGUACGUGCGGAUGAAGAAGAAGGCGGCGGCGGAGGUCGGCUUCUACUCCGUGGACCGCAACUUUGACGAGACCGUCACGCAGGAGCAGCUCCUCGCCACCGUCGAAGAGCUCAACGCGGACCCGCGCAUCCACGGCAUCCUCGUGCAGCUCCCUCUGCCGAGGCACAUCGACGAAGCCGCCGUCCUCGAGUCCAUCGCCGUCGCCAAGGACGUGGACGGAUUCUCCGCGGAAAACAUCGGCCGGAUGUGCCUCCGGGGCGGGGAGCCGCCCCUCGCGCUGCCGUGCACGCCCGCCGGCUGCGUCGAGCUGCUGCAGCGGUCCGAGAUCCAGGUGGCCGGCAAGGAGGUUGUCGUGCUUGGGCGGUCCAACAUCGUCGGCAUGCCUGUCGCCCACCUGCUCCAGUCGAUGGACGCCACCGUCACCGUCUGCCACUCGCGCACCGCAGACCUGCCUGCGCAGGUGCGGCGCGCAGACAUCGUCGUCGCCGCCAUCGGACGCGCUGAGCUCGUCAAGGCCGACUGGAUCAAGCCCGGCGCGGUCGUGAUCGACGUCGGCGUCAACUCGAAGCCCGCGCCCGAGGAUAAGCGUGGAUACAAGCUCUGCGGCGACGUCGACUUUGACCAGGUUUCCCUCGUCGCGGGCGCCAUCACCCCCGUGCCGGGCGGCGUCGGCCCGAUGACGAUAGCGAUGCUGCUCAAAAACACGCUCAACCUCACGCGCCACUCGCUCGGGCUGCCGCGCAUCCCGCUCCGCAGGCAGCAGUGAGGCUGCCUCCGCCCGGGCACGCGAGGUCCGCGACGCGCCGCUGGCCGCUGGGGCCGCCCGAGCGUGCGAGGACGAGGCGUCGCGUUUAUUUUUGCAUGCGGCCGCGCCGGCCCUCUGUCGCGUUGCGGCUCGUUGUCGGUGCACGGUGGUCCCGGCCGCCGGGGGGGUUUGAACGCAUUUUUAUCUAGAAUAUACGUGUAUACCGACUCGUAUGUGCGUAGUGGUGCCGUUCGGUUGGGGCGCCAGGGGCGCCACCCCGGUGUCGCUGCAGUCCACUUGCUCCCACACAAGAUCAAGAACGAAGAAGCGCAGAGGCGCAGAGAGCUCACCCCUCCUCGUCGGAGGAGGAGCCGUACGCCAGCCCGAGCAGCGAGGCGCCCGCACUGGCGCCGCCACUGGCGGAGGCCGCUCCUGCCGAUGCCGCCGCCGGCGCAGCAGCCGCGGCUGCGGGCGCGGGAGCCGCCGCCGCCGCAGGCUUGUCCGCCUCCGCCGCCCGCGGCCGCACGACGCGAAGCGCGGCGGGCAGCGAGGCACCCGGCCGCUUUGGCGGAGGGCGGGGCGGGGGCGGCGCGGCAGAGGCAACCGAGACGGGCGCCACCUGCGUGGUGCGUCGCUCCCGCGCGAGCUUGUAGAACUCUGCACUCUCCUGGUUCAUCCGCUCCGCCUCCCUCCGCUGCGCGUUGAGGCGGUCGACUCGCUCCUCCUCGAAGGCGGCGUCGUCCUCGUCGAGCCGCCAGUGGUCCAUCUGGUUCUUGAACUGGUGCGCCGCCUCCCACUCCUCCUGCUUCGCGUCGCGCUGCUCCUUGAGCCGGUCGUACAGCGUGCGGUUGUCGUCUGGGUCAAAGUUGGUGCUGACUGCGUCCGACUUGGCCUCCUCGCCGCCACCGCCCUCCUCCGCCGCCGGCUCCGGCCCGUCCUUCACGUCCGCACCCGCCUUGAACUGCUCCUCCGUGUAACGGCCGCCGCUGGCGAAGCGCUUCCCGAUUUGGUCGGCCUGCUGCCGCACGCUCGAGAAGACCUCUGCCGUGGAGCGGAGCUCGC
Molecule: messenger RNA, 2186 nt
Organism: Emiliania huxleyi CCMP1516
Lineage: Eukaryota; Haptophyta; Isochrysidales; Noelaerhabdaceae
Product: methylenetetrahydrofolate dehydrogenase/methylenetetrahydrofolate cyclohydrolase
Exons: 9
Coding region: 66-1145 (359 amino acids)
Biological process (GO): tetrahydrofolate interconversion
Cellular component (GO): cytosol
Molecular function (GO): methenyltetrahydrofolate cyclohydrolase activity; methylenetetrahydrofolate dehydrogenase (NADP+) activity
Source: RefSeq, a predicted model, not a curated record